AUGGACGCCGGAAACACUGUUGGCGGACCUUAUCUCCCCAAUCCUGCGGGACGCAAUGUCCACGGCCAUGGUCCUGCACACUCAGCUACUGAUCCAAACGCCAUGAUUCAUCAGUUCUCCGGGCUGUCUUUGGGAGGAAUGAGUAUCCCUAGCAGUACUGCUCCGAUGCCAAUGGGACACAACCCACAACCCUAUGUGGUUGGAUCUGAUGCUCACCAGUAUUUUCUGCCUCCCAUGGCCGCUCAGCACCACACUGAGAACCCGUAUCCGACCUUCGGUAUCCCUGCUGGUGGAUUUGGUAACCCUUAUGUCGGUCUCCCGGCCAUGUCCUUUCUCCCUCUCACUCCCGGACGGGCCGCUAUUGCCCAGCCCCGUGUUGAACGCGGACAUUCAGAUGUGCCCGGUCUAGAGAAUCGCCGCGGAUCAUAUUCCACGACCGAGUCUACCCCAGCCACUCCUUUUUAUCGCACGGUUCCCCAGCGAGAUGACGGGCCACGCGUUGCCAAUCUUGACCGAUCCGCGUAUACGACUCCGUCGCCCCAGCAAAUUGGCCUCCCGGCCCUUCAUGCCGACACAGCCAAGCCUGCUAUUGCUGUUGUGUCGGACCGUACUAUCGAUGAAUUUCUUCAACAGGAGCCCGCUAUUCCUCGCGCUGUCCCAGCAGUUUUUACCCCUCCCAGUCAGAUGAAGAGCCUUGAACAAAGCCUGGAAAAUCGUAUCCCGGGCAAUCGCAACGUGUACAUUCGCGGACUUCACCCGACUACGGAUGAUGAACUGCUGUAUAAAUUUGCCUCCCGAUUCGGACCGGUCGAAACAUCGAAAGCCAUCAUUGAUACUGGAACUGGGGCAUGCAAAGGUUUUGGGUUUGCCAAGUUUUUUGAUUCUCAAGACUCUGAAAUGUGCAUUCGUGGAUUCCACCGACUUGGUUACGAAGUUGGCUUUGCCCGAGAAUCUUUCAACUCUCGCCUCAAGGCAGAAGGAGACGAAGGCUCUACUAAUCUGUACAUUUCCAAUCUCCCCAAGACGCUGACUGAAGUGGAACUUGGAACUAUCUUCCUCGGUACCACCAUCCUUUCGAGCAAGAUUCUUCGGGACAGCAUGGGCAAUAGCCGUGGCGUUGGGUUUGCCCGUUUUGAGAGCCGGGAAAUUUGUGACGAAAUUAUCAAAAAGUACAACGGCGUUGGGAUUGGAGAGGAAGGUCUCCUCAUGAAUAUUCGAUAUGCCGACACUCCAGCUCAAAAAGAACUCAAGCGAGUCACUGCCGAGCGACGCCAAUUUCGGACAAACGAGUACAAUAUUGGGGCUUACGGCACUCCUCUUGUGGGAAUGAAUCCUACAUUGUACAAUCAACCCCCUCGGUGGCGCGGAACGUUGCCUGUUUCGCGAAGUGGGCUUUCUGCUUCAUCGGACGAAGAGGGAAAUGUGAUGAGACACUCGGGAACCCGACGCGGACUAUCCGAGAUAGUCCCGAACACGAACACGGAUGCAGCUGCUGCAGCCACCUUGUCGGAGAGUGAUGAAGGUGUGACAAUUCAUGCAGACUCAUCCGCCGUCGCUGUUGGCUCUGACGAGAACAAGUCGCCAUCUGCCAAGGGUGCUCGACGGGACGAAAUUACUGAUUAA
This is a messenger RNA of Metarhizium album ARSEF 1941, 1623 nucleotides long. RefSeq names its product RNA binding protein MSSP-2. Bases 1 to 1623 code for a protein of 540 amino acids. The transcript is spliced from 7 exons. The record is from RefSeq and is a predicted model, not a curated record. Gene Ontology annotation, cellular component: nucleus; cytosol; ribonucleoprotein complex. Gene Ontology annotation, molecular function: poly(U) RNA binding; mRNA 3'-UTR binding; poly(A) binding. NCBI's taxonomy places the organism in Eukaryota, Fungi, Ascomycota, Sordariomycetes, Hypocreales, Clavicipitaceae.